AUGAAACAAGCUCAAAUGUGGACGUAUAUUUUUGUGAUGUUUUUAACUCUGCAGCAAUGCUCCGCUUGCAGAUGGCUCGGCCGAUACAUGAUGGUGAGCGCCGAUUCUCUGAAUCUGCUUAGGGAAAUGGGUGGACAAUAUCCUGAGGAUAUCAAGGUGCCAUUUCCAGGGACCCUGUACAACUUGAUAGGCGAUGCUAAGGUGGAGGACCAGGUGAAGUUUCUUGUCUUGACCUUAGAUCAUAUCAUCAAACUCAUGGAUGGCACAGGGCACAUGAAUUCAGUGCAAUGGAAACCAAAGACAGUGGAAUAUUUCCUAAAAGACCUGCACAGGCAGUCAUCUGAGCUUAAAGAAUGUGUGGCCCAAUACCAAAAGCCAUCACAUAAGGAGUCGUACGAGAAAAGGAUAAAAAGGCACUUCAGGACUUUAAAGAGGAUUUUAAAGAAAGAAAAAUAUAGUGCUCACGCAUGGGAGCAGAUCCGGAGAGCUGUGAGAACCCACCUUCAGAGGAUGGACAUCAUUGCAAACAACACAAAGUCCCUGCUAAAAGUUUAACAGACAAUCAAUGACAGAAAAAGACCUAAUGACAAAAAAAAAAAGGUCUGACUUGUGACACAUUCCAUAGAACAAAAAGGUUGCUGCAAACAAUGCCUUACAAACAAAAACUGAAGAAAAAAAAACUCAAUGUUACAAAUGUAUUUGUGUAUUCAGAUGUUUGUAUUU
Sinocyclocheilus anshuiensis is the source of this 723-nucleotide messenger RNA. RefSeq names its product interferon a3-like. The coding region runs from base 1 to 555 and encodes 184 amino acids. Lineage: Eukaryota; Metazoa; Chordata; Actinopteri; Cypriniformes; Cyprinidae. Gene Ontology annotation, cellular component: extracellular region. The transcript has 5 exons. Gene Ontology annotation, biological process: defense response; response to exogenous dsRNA. Gene Ontology annotation, molecular function: cytokine receptor binding. The record is from RefSeq and is a predicted model, not a curated record.